AGGACUCUGAAUAUCCUAGGAGUAGGGAUGGCUGGUCUCCUCGUGUUAAUGAGGUUUGGACCAUGUUGAGCUCUUCCUGCUUUCUGUGGGGUAUCGAAUAUCCCUUAUAUGCCUAUUUCUACAUCUUCAUCAUUAUCCUAAUUAUCUGGCAAGUGCAACAGAAUUACCAAGGAUUGAAGUGGGAACAUAAAAGAAGCUGCUGCCGGCGUCACCGAAAAGUCAGGCAAAGGGCUAGAGAUGCAGCAUCAAGAGCCAGGAGACUUUCCCAAGAAGAAGCCGAGAAGCCAUGGGAGCUGCUCUCUAUCAUGAAAAGCCAAAGCUGGCUCCCCACGGAGGGAAAUGUGCGGCAGCUCCUGUGUGUAGAUCCGUGCUGCCAGAUUUGUGAUGCUGCAACUCUAGAGAUUCAGCAGUUGCUGGAGAGUGAUAAAAGCCAGAUCUCCCCUGCUUUGCUGGGACUGCCACAGGGCUCUUCGUGCCUCGACAUGUUGCCCAUAUCCAGUGUGUCUUUUGACCAUAAUAUGAAGUUUUACUCUGGGAACUCCACAGACUUCCCACUGGUACCUGUGACCCAAACACUAAUGGAACACUCACCACAGUCAACCAAUGUAGUUAGGAUCCAACAAUUCUGUGACAAUCAUUUCCAGGUAGAACAGGAAUUUCAUCAGGCAGAUGUGGCCAUGGUCUCUGAGACUAUAAUUUCUUCACAGUGUAGGGAGUCUAUAGUUUUAGUGGAUGCUGGAGAGACAAUGCCCAGAAAUCUAAGCUUUGUCCAGCAGAUUCAAAACCAUCAGUCUUUGAACUCGCAGCUCCCUUUUCAAACUCUGUACACAGGGAGUACUCAUGGCACACAUCCUAUGGCCCUGUCUGUUGUCACCACUGUCCCGCAGCCAUUCCUCAGUCCUGAAGUGGUUAGGCUUCUUGAGCUGCAUGUGAAAAGAUUGAUGCAUUUCCAAAGGUGGGGGCUUCCCAGACGUGUAGAGGAGUCCCUAAGUCAACUAAUGCCAAACCCACCGACGUAUUUCCAGCCUGAAAAUAGCCAGCCAGUUCCUUUUCUUUUGAAUACUUCUCAAGAAUGUGAUAAUAGUUUUGGGAGUAUUUCCCACCAGACAUGGUACUCAUAUACUGACAGCCAACCUAUCCAGACCUUUUGGGUUUCUGAGUGGUCCAAUAUGGAUCCAGAACAAAAACAACACUGUGAACAAAUCCCAAGCCCUGGGGAAAAGCCCUUAUUUACUCCUGACCAUAAUGCUAUAUGUAGCAUCAGUCUGCAGCCUGAGGGACAGGCUAACGACUCCCAGGACAAUCUUCAGAAGAAAUUCACUCAGUUAUUCUGCGGUCUCCCUUCUAUGCACAGUGAGUCCUUGGUUACUACCUUCCUAGGCACUCAAGGUCUCUCCAAGGACAUACCUAGGCCCUCCUGUGAAGAUCUUCAUCUCUUGCAAGAGUCCUCAGCCUUGCCCUUGCUGCCCCACACUCCACCUAAGGCAGCCCUUCCUCCUUCCUCAGUUUCUCCAAAUGGGUGUUUAUAUGAGCAUCGACAGGCUCAGAUCACCGUGCCAUUUCUGACUCUGGCCGAGUGUAAAACCUUAGAAUGGCAUCUUCUACAAAGACAGCUUCAGCUUCAGUGGGGCCUGCCAGCUGCCGUCCCCAGAUCUCCCUAUGUGAGGAGCCACACACAGUACAAGUCAGGUAAUAAAGCAAAGCCACGGGAGACUUUAAAAGCUUCCUGGCCAGGAAAAUGCUUCUCAGUCCUCACCAGAGACCUUUUCUUUGUCCCAGAGCACGUGCGCAGGCUGCUGGAAUUCCACCUCCAGAAGCAGCUGAUUCACCUUCGCUGGGGCCUGCCCCAGAGGAUCCAGCGCUCCAUUCACCUGCUCCUCUCCUCUACUGACCAGCAGGCCCUGUCUUGCAGCAGCAACAAGGCACUACCCAGUGUGAGCACCCAGCAGCCAGGCAACAACCCAGAGGCCAAUGGGUCUGGUGACAUGUCUGUACCCGCAGUGGGAAAAGGGCCAAUCCUCAUGCCUCAUUUGUUUGUUCAGGCACAGGCAAUGUUGAAGAGCCAUGUUGAUUCCAAAUGUGAUCAGAUCAUCCAGGGCAAGGUCCCUGCCUGUGUCCAACGCUCCUGGGAAUUCUCCAGGAGCUUGGCAGUAGGGACUCCCUUCCCAAGCAUCCCACCAGGCCAGCCCCUGGAGCCACAGACAGAAAAUAACAUUGACCUACACUACAAAGUUGUCCCUCAGGAACCUAGGAGUGACCCGGAGGAGCAGGCCGUAUCAGGUGCUCUCAUUGAGCACUGUAAGCGGCCCCAAGCCCUGUCUGAGGAAACCAUUAAGAAACUGGAGACAACUUUAAGGCAUAAGUAUCUGGCCUUCCUGUCAGGCCUGCCUGCUGUUUACUGUGUGACCCCCUCCAGAGCAUCAUCCCCAGCAACUUUUGGCCAAUCUGCAAUCGCAGAGAUGAUGCCUAGACCUGUUAAAACCCCACAGGCACCCCUAACACAGGUGCCACCACAUGAAGACCCUUGUCUGAGUGGUCUUGAGCUUUGUCCUCAGGAUGACAGCAAGGCAUCUGUGAACAUUACAGAAGAGGUCCAGCUUGAAGUGCAGGUGGAAGGAAGAACAGAGAUGGCACCUCUAGAGAGCAAGACUCCCUGCCCCAACUCAUCAAACAAAGAGAUGGUGGCAAGACUGAGUUUCCAUCUGAAAAAGAAGGUCCUAGAGAUAAAGUUGGGAAUUCCUAUAACAGCAAACAAACUUAAAGAGCCCAGUGCAGCGGGCACAGAGAGUGAAUGCCCACAGGAGCCCGUCGGGGGUCUCAGUAUCCCAGAAAAAACAGCACUACAGACACUGCCCAACUCAGGUGAUCUUCCUCCAGCCCCAGAUGCAAGUACGGUCCGCCUGAGAAAACAGCCAGACACUGCAGUGCAGGCUGUGUGCCACAAGCAAGAGCAACCUAGGUCCAAAGCAGGGCCCCAGGAUUCUGCCCAGGAAGUCUCCAAGACCUCCCGACUCAGGAAUACAACCGAGGCCCAAGUGCCCAACCUAGAGGAAGCCCUUAGCACUGAGCCUCAGGGCUCAGGCAAGAGCAAGUACUCUGCGCAUGUCCUCGCACUAACAGAAAAGGGCCAAGAGCCAAGGAAACCCAAGGCAGUGGACGACCCUGGAGAAGGGGACACAGGUCUUGGGCUUUCCCCAACCAGUGAAAGAACACACCGUGAGGGAGACCAGGAGCCAGAAAAGGGGCCUGUGCACUGGACACCCCAGGGGUCCUCACAGUACAGCCAUAGCUCUCAUCUUGAGGAUCCCUGUCCACCCAGCCCUCAGGACCUCCGAGACCUGGAGUUCCCGUAUCCACCCCCAGAAGUCCUCAUGGAGAGGGAACCUGAGCAUGACAUGCAAGACAGUCAAACCAAGGCAAAUGUCAUCCCAGGACCUGCAAGGAUUGCUGAGGUCUCCCAGGCUUCCCAGGGCUUGCCUUUCCUGCGCCCGCCAAUUCAGGGAAAGCCUGUUCGGGUCCAAACUAGGCAAGACCACAUUUCACGGGGGCGGGUGAUGCCAACCUCUCCUCACACUAGCCCCAGCCUUCCAGAGGCUGGCUUGAAAAAUAAGGUGAAAUCCUUUCUUAACUCUAUUAACCCCAAGUUAAAAGGCAAAACACACGUGGAAACCAUGGCCUCAACACCUGCAAGAGUAGCCAAAACCAGUAAAGAAAAUGUUGAUAAGGGUCUGCCCCAAGCCAAAAGCCCCACCAAGAAAACUAAGGUAGAGAACUACAGAGGGCCCAAGGCCCAAUCUGUGCCCGCUGAGAAGUCAGUGAUUGCAUCCUUCUUAACUGCUCCCCAUAUUCUAGAGAGUAAGCUCCAGCAGCACUCUCGACAGCCUGGCUCUGUCUCAGUAUCAGGCCAGGCCCGACACUGUCCUCGGCACUGUCCUAGAUUGGCUUAUGCCACUCAAUACAGAAACCCGCCCUAGGUCCCAAGGUUUACCUCAGAAGUGUUGUUCUGCUAAUGGAGAACGCUCAGG
Molecule: messenger RNA, 4025 nt
Organism: Phodopus roborovskii (desert hamster)
Lineage: Eukaryota; Metazoa; Chordata; Mammalia; Rodentia; Cricetidae
Product: protein FAM205A-2
Exons: 5
Coding region: 63-3974 (1303 amino acids)
Source: RefSeq, a predicted model, not a curated record